AAUUGUUUGAGGAAGAGUAGGUAGGGCAAGAAAUAUGAGGACGGCGCAAGCUACAGGCCCAGAACGCGCGCCUUUUGAUCGACCAGCCAAUGAAAAACAAAUGGGUCGGUAUAAUGGUGCAGUCGCGAACGAGGGGCAUGUCGUCCUCGGCCGAAAAGAAAGCAUACAAAGCAGCCUUGAUCAAGCCCUUGUACAUGCAGCUCGCCACCGCGUUGGUCUUCUCAUGCAUGCGAUAACCCCCUUGCGCAUGCUGAGGCCGGAGACAGUAGAAACACCAUCCGGGCGGGAGCUCGAAACCGUUGUUCUUCCAAUCACGAUAGUUGUAGUCGCCGAAUGAGCAAAUGGGGCCCGCGCAUCGGUCCAAAACAUGCUGGUCCCAGUCGUCGGUCCCCCUAAGGAAGCAGAUGACGCAUCGGCCGGCAGAGAAGUAUCGCAGCGCGGCGUUCACGCGGUCG
Molecule: messenger RNA, 455 nt
Organism: Mycena citricolor
Lineage: Eukaryota; Fungi; Basidiomycota; Agaricomycetes; Agaricales; Mycenaceae
Source: the annotation of a GenBank genome assembly